Cephus cinctus (wheat stem sawfly) is the source of this 6076-nucleotide messenger RNA. It is a transcript of the gene mon2, whose product is annotated as protein MON2 homolog. The transcript has 24 exons. Lineage: Eukaryota; Metazoa; Arthropoda; Insecta; Hymenoptera; Cephidae. The record is from RefSeq and is a predicted model, not a curated record. Bases 429 to 5429 code for a protein of 1666 amino acids.
CUAUGACUGGCGCCAUUAUCAUUCGGACGUAUAACACUUUCAUCUCCUCUCUAAUCUUACUUCCUGUUCCUCGGUAGCGGUGACACAAGCGACAACUGUGACAAGUAUCUGUAAACUGCAAGUAUCAGAUGGAAUGAAAUUGGGGGAAAGAGGAAGAGCUAUCCGCUGAUAUAGCCGAAAACUUUGACGUGGCAGUGAGAUUUUUGCGAUAAAACUUAUAGUGUCAAAAUUAAAGGGCUAGCCCGAUGUAUCGCGAUCAGUCGAUUGUCAUUUGUGAUAAUGAACAUGAAGACUGUGCCUGACGUCUGUUAUUGUGGCGCUUAAGAUCGACCUGAUAAAUAGUACGUCGGAUAAUCGCGUAUUAACUUGUCAUGGGGCAGUGCUAAAGCACAAAGGUGUAAAUAAUAACAAAUUAGAAGUAACGAGUAAUGAUGGCGAGUUCAGCCGUCGUGGGUAAUCAGGAAAACAUUUCCAAGCUUCUCGAGUUGUUGCAAGCCGAUCUAAAAGUCCUUGCUUCAGAGACCAAGAAGAAAUAUCCUCAAAUCAAAGAGUCAUGUGAAGAAGGAAUAGCAAAGAUAAGAACAGCUUCAAACAAUCCUGGAACUCCAAUUUAUUAUAUUGUGAAUCAAAUUCUUUAUCCCCUGGUCCAAGGUUGUGAGAGUAAAGAUGUAAAAAUCAUUAAGUUCUGUUUAGGAAUGAUGCAACGACUCAUAACUCAGCAAGCUGUAGAUCAGAAAGGUGCACGGUAUAUUACUGAUACUUUGUGGAUGUUAAUGGAAUCUGGUACUGAGGAAGUUAAAGUCCUUCAGAGUGUUACUUUGUUACUUACAAGUAACACAGUAGUACAUGGAGAUACUCUUGCCAGAAAUCUCGUCCUUUGCUUUCGACUUCACUUUACAAAAGACUCCACAACUAUUAACACAGCUGGUGCCACCGUAAGGCAGUUAGUGUCGUUAGUUUUUGAACGUGUCGUCGUAGAAGAUGAACAGAAUCCUGAUCAAGCUGAAUUCAAUGAAGUCAAUUUAGAAGAACUGAAGAUACCUAUGAAUCAAGCACCAAAGGGUCUUGGCCCUUGUGCUGCUGAUGCUUUUUUGAUGUUUCAGGAUUUGGUGCAGCUUGUCAAUGCAGACCAACCAUACUGGCUAAUCGGAAUUACUGAAAUGACUAGAACUUUUGGAUUGGAGUUGUUAGAAUCUGUAUUAACCAAUUUUUCAUCUGUAUUCUUUAAGCAUCCUGAAUUUAGUUUUCUUUUAAAAGAACGAGUAUGCGCUCUCGUAAUAAAGUUAUUCUCUCCCAAUAUCAAAUAUCGCAAUUCUAUACCAGCCUCGAUGCAACAAGCAACGCCGCUUGACAAACCGUACUUUCCUAUAAGUAUGAGACUGUUGAGAGUCGUCUCGAUACUGGUACAAAAGUAUCAUUCUCUUCUGGUGACCGAAUGCGAGAUAUUUCUUUCCCUGAUCGUUAAAUUUCUGGAUCCUGAUAAACCAGCAUGGCAACGAGCAUUGGCUUUAGAAGUUUUGCACAAGAUGACAGUACAAGCUGAUCUUCUCACAAGUUUCUGCGAAUGUUAUGAUUUAAAGCCCCACGCUACGAACAUAUUCCAGGAUAUAGUAAAUAGUCUUGGUGCCUAUGUCCACAGUCUCUUUGUCAAUCCACAGAUGAUGGGACAAACUGGUACAGCAACUGGAGCGCCAGUGGCACAGGGCACCGCGCCGACGUUAUUGGCAGGUAUGCCAAUCGGGCCUGGAGUAUCUCCACAACCUGGCUUCUAUUCACGAGGUACAUGGCUGCCAGUUGUUGCUACGUUUACCAGCGGACAGGCCAAAUCUACGUAUUUAGAGAUGCUGGACAAGAUUGAGCCUCCUCAAAUUCCCGAUGGGUAUGGAAUCAGCAUUGCUUAUGCUUGCUUAUUGGAUAUUAUUCGAUCAAUUGCUCUUGCAAUAGUGGGUCCACGUGAAGAAGGGAAAGAAAAUCAUUACGAGCCAACGGAUUCUGAACGGAAACUUCACACGCAGCUGAUAAAUUCAAGUUGGUGUGGUUUAUUGGCAGCUCUAAGUCCAUUGGUAGAUGCCAGCACGGAUGAAUCAGCAACAGAGAAUGUUUUAAAAGCGAUUCAAACAUUCGCAUCCCUUUGUGGGUUACUUGAUUUACAGACACCACGUGACGCAUUCAUUACGGCUAUUUGUAAAGCAUCUUUGCCACCUCACUACGCUUUAACAGUUCUAUAUAGCGCUCCGCAAGGAAUACCAAGUGCACGAACUCAAGAAUCGACACAGUACAAUCCCGCAGCAAUGGGCGAGCCCGAUUUCCGACAGCAAGUUGUUGCCGUUGGUACGCCAUUGCCAACAGCCUCAUUGCCGAUCGGUGCUCAGCAAGGACCUGUAAUGUUAACGGCCAAGAAUUUACAGUGCAUGCGGGCAUUACUAUCCUUAGCCCAUUGUCAUGGAAGUAUACUGGGCAGUGCUUGGCAUCUUGUUCUCACGACUUUACAACAUCUAGUUUGGAUACUUGGUUUGAAACCAUCCACAGGAGGAUCCCUCAAAGCAGGAAGAUCUACUGCGGAUUCCAAUGCAGUAUUAACUACAGCUGUUAUGGCAGACUUGCCUGUACUCAGUGCUAUGCUUAGUAGACUAUUUGAGAGCAGUCAAUAUCUCGAUGACGUGGCACUACAUCAUUUGAUCGACGCACUAUGCAAACUUAGUCAGGAAGCAAUGGAACUGGCUUAUUCCAAUAGAGAACCGUCUCUGUUUGCUGUAGCAAAACUUUUAGAAACGGGUCUGGUUAAUCUACCAAGAGUCGAAGUUCUCUGGAGACCAUUGACAAAUCAUCUCCUGGAAGUCUGUCAACAUCCUCAUAUUCGAAUGCGAGAAUGGGGUGUAGAAGCUAUCACAUAUUUAGUUAAGGCAGCACUGCAACAUAAGUAUCCUCAGCCUCUUCGCGAUAAUCAAAAAUUACAAACUCUUCUACUGGGACCAUUAUCUGAAUUAUCUUCUGUACGUCAUGGAGACGUAAGGCAACGGCAACUCGAAUGCGUAUUACAAGUUCUUCAUGGUGCCGGAGAGACACUAUCCCACGGAUGGCCUCUUGUACUUGGUAUUAUAGGAGCAGUGUCUGAUCAUCAUGGAGAGAAUCUAGUUCGCAUAGCAUUUCAGUGCUUACAAUUGGUAGUAACAGAUUUUUUACCAAUAAUGCCUUGGCGGUGCCUUCCCCUGUGCGUUGAUACUGCUGCAAAAUUUGGAUCACAAACGCAAGAAUUAAAUAUCUCUCUCACGGCAGUUGGUUUAAUGUGGAAUAUAAGCGAUUACUUUUAUCAAAAUCAAGAGAAGCUCUGUGCUUCCCUUCAAGGAGAUUCAGCCUCUGUAUUUCCUGAUUUUCCUGGCACAACUAAUAUGCCGCCGUUCGAUAAGCUUUGGAUGUGUCUCUAUGCUCGACUAGGUGAUCUAUGCGUGGACUCCCGUCCUGCCGUACGCAAAUCCGCCAGUCAAACUUUAUUCUCCACCAUUUCGGCUCAUGGUGGACUUCUACACCAGCCAACUUGGCAAGCCGUUUUGUGGCAAGUGCUCUUUCCAUUGUUGGAUAAAGUUAGAAGUCUGUCUAGCUCAGCAAGCAGCGAAAAGGUUGAUACUGGUGGAAACAUAUUGAUACACCAUAGUCGCAACACUGCUCAAAAACAGUGGGCUGAAACGCAGGUAUUGACGUUAAGCGGAGUGGCAAGGGUUUUCAACACAAAGCGACAAUUGUUACAGCUAUUGGGAGACUUCCCACGAGCGUGGUCUCUGCUACUUGAAUUCAUUGAAAAUUCGGCUCUUAGUAAGAACAAUGAAGUUUCGUUAGCGGCUCUAAAAUCAUUCCAAGAAAUUUUAUACUUGCAAAAGGGCGGCGACAACGGUGACGUUGCGCAGUCUGCUGAUUCAGAAGCACUAUGGGUUGUUGCUUGGCGAGUUUGGCUUAGUAUUGGAAUGGAAAGUACUACUCCACCGCAAGAGAGUGAAACAGAACCUUAUGUCCCUUCACAGGCCUUUUUAACAGCCCUUGUGCAUAUAUUUCCAGCCGUAUUUCAGCAUAUUAGAAAUAAAUUCACUGCAGCGGAUCUUCAAAAAUUAUGCAUUGUUUUAAAAAAUGCAGUAGCAGUUCCUGUACACGGUGAAUCAACACCGUAUAUUUUGCCUGCGGUGCCAGAUGUUGUUCUUACACAAUUACAAGACGGUAUUCUUCAUUCAAUGGAACUUUUGCAGAAGGAAGCAUUAAACGGCUCAGAGAAUUUACGAACAAUGAUAGUUUCCAUAUUUCUGCAGUUACUUAGCUUCUCGAAAUUAGCAUGUCAGGCACCGACAUAUGGAAAAAUUCCAACAAAACAAAUCUCUCAAAUCAAAGGAAUAUCUGCUGAUUGGGUGACAAUGAAUUAUGUUCCCUUUGGAGAGAAGGCUCUAUCUAUGGUUGUGAAUCUUUAUCAGAAAACUGCACAUGAAAUGGCCGUAAUUGACGGUCAAGUUUUAAGACAUGUCAUAGAGGCCCUUCACGUUCCUUUGUCUAUGAAGUAUUCCUGUCCAUCUCCUACUACUUGGAAAUUAGCCGUCACUAGUCUUUUGGCUGUACUACAUACUGGUUUACCAUUAGCGAGAAAAUAUCCAGAACAAUUUAAGAGUAUGUGGCCUGAGCUCGCCGACACAUUGGAUGAUUUUCUUUUUCCUAAGAGUGUGCUAAAUAUAGAACGAGGAGCUGAGGAAAUUCAGGCAGAUGAAGCAGUCGAUUGUCAAGUAAUGGAGCUAUUAAGAGAUGAAGUACUACCGCAUUCCCAACAUAUCCCUCAUCAAUUUAUUCUGAGAGUUAUCAUGCUUUUAAACAAAGGAUCUAUUCAUUCAGCGACUACUACUAGUAUUGAAAAGGCAGGCGAGACUAAACUCAGAGAAGAAUUUGCAAAAACUUGUUUUGAAACUCUUCUGCAAUUCUCCUUAUUGGAUGGUCUCAGUAAUGAAGCAGAAAACGACAAUGACAGAAAAACAGAAGUUGACGAAGGAGGAGUAGCUGGUAGAUUAGCUGUAACUGCCCUCCUUCAUAGAUUCCAGGAGGUCUUACGACGAUAUAUAGAGGACGAAAGACGGAGUGGAAAAUGUCCAUUGCCUAGACGCCUACAAAACAUUUUCGUGCGAGCGUUGAUCAUAGAACCGUGUUCUAGGUACAGAUUGUCCGAGAUAUCAUUUGUCCUGAAAGCCGUUGCAACACUCGUGGUGUCUCUGAAGAAGGCACCACCAAAUAAAGUAGAACGUUCAGUUUGGGAACAACUGAUAGGACUGUAUCCGUGUCUUGUCGAAUGUACAGUCGCUACAGCUUCUGGUCAAGUAUCCCGUUCACUCCGAGAAGCUCUGAUGCAAUAUCAUGAUUUACUACGACCACCCUUAAUUAAUCCACCGACCUCUAAUGGUGUCUGACCUAUGCAUUCUCUUCUCUUGACACGGAAUACCAACCUAUACAACACAACAAAAUGAUCGAAAGUUCGUAAAAUGAGGUGGAACUCGCGUGGCACUUCGCGAAACAUUCACAAACGGGAAGCAUUAAUUUUUAUGUAAUCUAAUGGAUUUUGAAUAUUACAAGUGACCGUUGUUUAUCGUUAUACUAGUGAGAAUAGCAUCCGUGACCUUUCUUGAAGUAAAAGUCAUGCCGGAGAUAUGGGGAUAAACUAAUGUCAUGAAUUCUUGGUGACAUUGGCUCCCAUCCGAGAAAAGAUUUUGUUUUUGAGAUAGAGAUGUUUAAUUUUGUAUAAUGUAUUCGUGUAGGACAUACUUUAAAAGCAUCUACUGUACCGGGUUCAGAUACUGCGGUUCCCAUCAAUGGAUAGGCGCCCGCUGUAAAUAUUUCCAGCCUUUCGCAAUAUAUGGCGACUCUUUUUUUUUUAAAUCGUUGUACAUAUUAAAUAAAUUAGUUUUCGGUGAAGUCGAUUAGAGCAAUGUAAUUAGGCAAUUUUAUAAAUUUUAAAAUAUCGCCGUACCCGUAAACACUUGCAUAAAACUCUGAAUGUGUAUUGCAAUGAUGUAAAUACAGUGAUACAGAUUCAAUAAAGCUUCUUAGAGAUUCUUAA